CUUUACUGAAAUAAUUUAUUUUCUUUAUUUCAAACGAAAAUUAAUUAAUUAAUCUCUAAAGGAAUAGGAAAAAGAAGGAAAAAAAAAAAAAAAACAGGAGAAGCCUUCGAUCGUAAGGAAGUAGCAGUAGCUUAAACAGCUUCUUCUAAUCACGCGUCUCUUAAGUGUAGCAGAGACACAAUUAACACAGGAACAGAGACAAAUUAUAGAUAUUAAUCGCUGGGUUUUGUGAUCUGAUAGCGAAAAGGAAGACUCAUGUCGAUGCUGGAUUCUUUCUUCAACAAGGGCUUUAAAGCUACCAAAUGUAAAACCCUACUUAAAUUGACAAUACCGCGAAUAAAGUUGUUAAGGAAUAGGAGAGAGAUUCAGAUAAAGCAAAUGCGUAGAGACAUUGCUAAACUUCUUGAAACUGGUCAAGAAGCCACUGCUCGUAUUCGGGUAGAGCAUAUAAUAAGAGAAGAGAAUAUGAUGGCUGCUCAAGAGAUUCUUGAGCUUUUCUGUGAGCUUAUCUCUGUGCGCCUUCCAAUCAUUGAAGCACAAAGGGAAUGCCCUUUAGACUUGAAAGAAGCAAUAUCUAGCAUCUGUUUUGCGGCGCCAAGAUGUGCCGAUCUGCAAGAGUUGCUGCAGGUUCAGAUGCUAUUUGUUUCCAAGUAUGGAAGGGAAUUUGUAGCUGCUGCUACCGAGCUUAUGCCAGAAUGUGGUGUCAAUCGCCAGUUGAUAGAACUCUUAUCGGUUCGUGCUCCUUCACCUGAUGUAAAGUUGAAGCUGCUGAAGGAAAUUGCUGAAGAGCAUGAAUUAGAUUGGGAUCCUGCUGCUUCUGAAACUGAGCUUUUAAAAAAGCAUGAAGAUUUAUUGAAUGGUCCAACACAAUUUGUCAGCGGGUCUAAAUUGCCCCUUCCAGAGGAGAAACAUGAAGAAGCAUUGAAUUCUGUUCCUGAUCAGGCCCAUAAUGAACAGCCAGAUUCUGAUUCAGAUUUUGAGACGUUAGAUUUUCCUGAAGUUCCUAAAGUGGCCUUACGGCCAAGUGCAAAUACUGCCUCUGCACCAGAAAUGUUACCCAUACCACCUGCUGCACAACGUGGAAUUGAGCAUGAACCAUCAAAUCUCUCUGCAAAUUAUGAAAAUUUAGCACAGGAAUGUCAUCUAGAGAAUGAGGAUCUGACUGAAGAAGAGCCAGUGGCUACCAAGGAUGGAACUGCCAAUAUUGUAGAUGCCAAGGAAGAAAAACAGUUUUUGCCAUUUAUUUCUCCUCCAGUAUCGUCUACAUCCUUUUCUACAAGACCGAGUACUUCACCUCCUAUCUCGAGGACAAAAAGUGAGUUCAAUGUGGAUCUGCAGGAUGUUAUAGCUGCUGCUCAAGCUGCUGCAGAAACUGCUGAACGUGCAGCAGCAGCAGCUCGCUUGGCAGCUACUCUUGCACAGGCCAGGAUUAGUGUGCUCACCAAGAAAAACAGUGAGAAGUUCCCCGAGUGUAGUGAUGAGAAUCCAUUUCAUGUAGAUACUCCUGAUCAAUCACCUACGACGGAAAAACCACAUUUUGGUCAUCAGCACUCUUUUGAUGGUCCCAGUGGGGUUUCUAGUUAUCUGCACUUGCAUCAACAACAUGAAGACCACCAACCAUCAGAGUUGCAUGAUCUUCCUUCAUUUGAAAAACUUAAGAUGGAAUAUGAUUCUCCCCCUAGUGAUCUUGUUCAUGAGCAACAGUCCGUUCGUCACCAACCACAGAGAUUGCCCUCAAUGGAUGAUGAUGCAUACUUUUCAUACCCUAAUUUGUUUACGUCACAGAACCCAAAUCUUGGAUCCAGUGCUCAAUCCGGGACAGGCAAUUCUCAUUCGGCGCAUGAUGUUUGAGUUGUUAAAGUCUUUGAGCAUCUAUUUUCAAGUCUUGCGAGUGAGUGAACUUAAAGCUAUCGCAUACCUACGAUAUGGUGUUGAUUUUCCUUUCUGUUUUAUUUGUAAAGUGAUGGAAUCAUUAGCUGUUAUAGAACGAUUUUGUUCAUGGCUGCUAUUGUGUUCAAGCAGGUUGGAUAAAGAAAUUUCUACUACCAUAGUGGCUGAGAAGCCAUCUCA
Messenger RNA from Ricinus communis (castor bean), 2070 nucleotides. RefSeq lists its product as uncharacterized. Gene Ontology annotation, biological process: protein transport. NCBI's taxonomy places the organism in Eukaryota, Viridiplantae, Streptophyta, Magnoliopsida, Malpighiales, Euphorbiaceae. The transcript is spliced from 7 exons. The record is from RefSeq and is a predicted model, not a curated record. Bases 256 to 1851 code for a protein of 531 amino acids.